Messenger RNA from Penicillium coprophilum, 756 nucleotides. Its product is annotated as putative RNA annealing protein Yra1. Lineage: Eukaryota; Fungi; Ascomycota; Eurotiomycetes; Eurotiales; Aspergillaceae. Gene Ontology annotation, biological process: mRNA export from nucleus. Bases 1 to 756 code for a protein of 251 amino acids. Gene Ontology annotation, molecular function: mRNA binding. The transcript is spliced from 5 exons. The record is from RefSeq and is a predicted model, not a curated record. Gene Ontology annotation, cellular component: nucleus.
AUGUCUGCCAACCUCGACAAGUCUCUUGAUGAUCUCGUCGGCAGCCGUCGCCAGGCCGCUCGCAACACUGGUCGCCGCCGUGGCGGUGCCCGCCGCACUGCGACUAAGCCAUCCGCCGUUGGAGGCGUGAAGAAAUCCACCAAGGCUGCCCCCAAGCCUGCUCACCCAGCCUCUGUCGCUCAGACUGGCUCCAGCAAGAUUCUUGUCAGCGGAUUGCCUUCCGAUGUGUCCGAGGCCAAUGUCAAGGAAUACUUCAGCAAGUCUGCUGGCCCUGUCAAGCGGGUCAUGCUUACUUACAACCAGAAUGGUACUAGCCGUGGCAUCGCCUCCAUCCAGUUCAGCAGGGCAGACACUGCUGUCAAGGCCACCAAUGAGCUCAACGGACUCCUUGUCGAUGGUCGCCCAAUGAAGAUCGAAGUUGUCUAUGAUGCAUCUCACGUUCCUGCUAUUCCUGCCCCCAAGCCUCUCACUGAGCGCAUUGCUCAGAAGGCUCGGCCCAAGUCCGCCGCCGCCCCCAAGGCAAAGGAGACCAAGAAGACCGCCGCUACUGACAAGGGAGGCCGCCGCACCAAGGGUCCUGCUGGCGCUCGUAGCCGCGGUCGUGGAAAGCCCAAGACUGUUGAGGAGCUUGAUGCUGAGAUGGUCGACUACUUCUCCGCCGAUGCGCCCCCUGCUGAAGGCACUGCUCCCGUCAACAACACUGUCCCCCAGGCCAACGCUAACCAGGACAUCGGCAUGGCCGACGAGAUCUCCUAA